Messenger RNA from Didymodactylos carnosus, 1225 nucleotides. The record is from the annotation of a GenBank genome assembly. Lineage: Eukaryota; Metazoa; Rotifera; Eurotatoria; Philodinida; Philodinidae.
AUGACGGACGAUUAUAUGGAUUUUGCUAAUGUGACUUAUAUUAAUGAUCCUGCAACACCAGUUAUAGAUGUACCAAGUAUAAAUAGCGACCCAGCUCUAUAUUCUAGUGAUAUGAGUCAUCUGUCAGCGACGAAUAUGGAUGAACAUCUAUUAAAUACCGAUAAUCAAACGGAUAAAGUUAUUGCUUAUCGUUUAUACGUACGCCGUUUUCCAAUAUUAAUUAUAUUUUGUUUGUGUUCGUUAACAAGUGGUUUUCAAUGGAUUGAAUAUGUUAUCAUACAAAAUAUAAUAGUACGCUUUUAUAAUGAAAGUUUACCAUCCGCAGAGGAUCAAGCAAAUAAUAUGGUAACAUGGACAUCACUUGUCUAUAUGAUCACGUAUAUACCACUCGCAUUUCCAGCCAUGUGGUUAUUAGAUCGAAAAGGUUUAAAAGUAACAUGUUCAAUGGGCGCAUUUUUAAAUGUAGUUGGAUCAUUAAUUAAAUGUGCUAGUGUGAAAACAACAAGAUGGUGGAUUACAUUUAUUGGGCAGUUUAUUUGUGCGUGUGCACAGUCUUUUACGUUAGGUAUUCCUCCUUUUUUGGCAGCUACAUGGUUUGGUGCAGACUCUGUCUCUACAGUUACAAGCUUUGCAGUAUUUGGUAAUCAGGUGAGAUCCAAUUUCUCUAUUCUUUCUAAAACUUAAACUAUACAACGGUGGGCAAGUACAUGUACCUAUUUUUUAUGCCCGAAUUAUCGAACACUCGUAUUCAGUUUUGUCAUAAGAAAUCUUAUAUUCACCUAGUUCUGAUAUGAAAAAAAAUGUUUAAUUUUUAUUAAUUCAUCAAGUUAACAUAUUUGAUUAGUGCUUUUCUUUUAUAUCUCAACAUGUCUGAUCUAGAUAUAAUGAAAUUGAGCUCUGUUAUUAUAUUUUCUUUUAGAGUAAAUGUACUUUUGAUCGCCAAAAAAAAAUACUUUUGAUCACCAAAUUUUCCAGCAUCACAUUUUUAUACAUAUAAACAUAUAAAUUUUAACAAAGACAAUAUUUUCACAGUUUUAUUUACAUUUAUUUACAAAUUUAAAGCUGGUUGAAUAUGUGUAGUCAAAUUUCUUUAUUUAAUGAUUUUUUGGUGUGGCAACAAUCCUGCUGACUAGUUACACCAUUACAAUCAUGUAGCUGUCCAGUUGGCAUGAAACAAUAUUCAUGUAAACAUUCGGUUGGAUUGGCAAUUUUAUUUAACUUGUAU